Molecule: messenger RNA, 1580 nt
Organism: Tinamus guttatus (white-throated tinamou)
Lineage: Eukaryota; Metazoa; Chordata; Aves; Tinamiformes; Tinamidae
Gene: SDC1
Product: syndecan 1
Biological process (GO): cell migration
Cellular component (GO): membrane; cell surface
Source: RefSeq, a predicted model, not a curated record
AUGAUUGCUUUAAGUGAUCUCAUCACUAACACAGCUGUUUUUCUUCCCUCUUUAAAGCAAGCUACCAAUCUGAACCUUCCUCCUGAAGAUCUUGAUUCUUCUGGUGAUGACGAUGAUGCUUUCUCAGGCUCUGGUGCAGGUCCCCUGACAGAUCAGUCUCCCACUUGGACUAUUCCAGCAGAACCAACUAAUUCCUCAUUACUGGCAAUACCAAUGGAUUUCAAUGAGCAGCUGUUUCCUGGGAUUGAGAGCCGAACUGAAAAGGAAGUAAUAUCUCCAUCUGCCACUAGUAGUGUGGUGACAGAGGAGCCAGUUGUAGCUGUGAAAGACGAAGUACCCAACUUGGACUCACCUCCUGAGAAACCAAUAAAUGACACUGUUACGACAACAAUGAGAAGUCUCACCACUCACUUCCCUUCGGUGGUUCAUGUAACUCCUUCAGAAGUCUCAAGCACAGUCCAUGGCCUGGAGCCAAAUACCCCUGGCUCUGAUGUGCUGGACACCAAAGACAUGCUUGAGCCCCACUUCCCCGUCCAUCACGAGGCAGACUUUACUGAUGCCCUCACAACAGUGGCUCCUGAGGACGUACAUGAGGAGGUGUCUGAAGAUGGCUCUGGAGAUCCGGGAGAUUUCAUCUUGAUUAAAGAUGAAGAUUUGGUCACCACCCAGAACUCUGAAGUGCUGCCUGACUCCGGGAGGGAUACCAAAGCAGCAGGAGCCUCAGGAAUAAUGGACAGAAAAGAAGUUCUUGGAGGUGUUAUUGCUGGAGGAUUAGUAGGCCUGGUGUUCGCAGUGUUUCUAGUUGUAUUUAUGCUGUACAGAAUGAAGAAGAAAGACGAAGGAAGCUAUUCACUGGAUGAACCAAAACAGUCUAAUGGAGGAUACCAAAAACCACACAAACAAGAAGAAUUCUAUGCAUAAACAUUGAUCUUCAGGACACUUUUAAUUCCAUCUUUCUUGGACUCUUCUCUCCCUGCACGUGGACCUCCUUGUGCGCUUUGCAUUAAACUUAAGCCAUAUGAUCGUUGGGUAUUGCCCUUACCACCUUGCCAUUGGAAAUUCUUUUAACUACAAAGUAGAUCCGGAUACACUGAACAUUCCCUGCUUUCUUGCACAACUUUUUGUUUGAUUUUGUUUGUUUUUAAACAGAAGUGGGACUGCAAACUCCUCAACUUGCGUUGGUUUCUCUAAAGGCUGGUGGGGCAGGCGGUGGGAAGAAGAUAAGGCAGCACUGUAUGUACAAAACCCUUGAUAUUUAGGGAAAGGGCUGGCAAGAAUAAAUCAUUAACAGUGCUCAAACUCCAUAUACCAGGGAUCCUUCCUAUUUAACUCAUAGAUAUGUUUAAAGUGUAACAAAUCUCUGCUCUAGGCAGAAGUUUGGUAAACUGCAGUUCUCUAGCUCUUUCUAUCUGCCAUAUAUGGAGCACUUAAUGGUUACGAACAUCAAGCCAAAAAUAAUUUCCAGUGAAGGGAAGUGUGAGGGGCAGGGUAAGCAAAUGACUGUCGCGUGGUUUAAAAUAACUUAUAUUUUGAAAAGAUCACAUCAUGUUAUCCCAUAUUCAGAACUAAUUCCUAAACAG